UGCAGUCUGCACUUGACUACGUAGUUUGUAUGAUAUUUUGCUAUGAGCUGUCGUUAUAUCCUGACGUAGGUACUUGUUGUAAAACGCGCCAUUUCAAAUUUUAAACUGAUUUUAUUAUAUUUUCAUUAACAAUGAGUGGUGAUAUUAUCAGUGCCAAAGCCCCAGUUAACAUUGCCGUUAUAAAGUAUUGGGGAAAACGUGAUGAGAAGUUAUUGAUUCCGUUAAAUGAUUCCGUUAGUGCUUCUUUUGAUAUGAACGUUAUGUGCGCUAAAACUUCUGUCUGUGCUCGACCUGAUUUCGUAGAAGACAAAUUUUGGCUAAACGGUGUUGAACAAUCUUUUAAUAAUCCAAGGCUUAUUAACUGUUUACUGAAAAUUAAGAAUAUAGCAGCCGAACAACAAAGUGUGGAGAAAGAUUUUCUUAAAUGGAAAGUUCAUAUUUGUUCUGAAAACAAUUUCCCAACUGCAGCGGGUCUUGCAUCUUCUGCCGCAGGAUACGCGUGUUUAACUACUGCAUUGGCCCAACUAUACAAAAUUAAUACUGACUUAAGUGUAGUUGCACGCCUUGGUUCCGGAAGUGCAAGUAGAAGUAUAUAUGGUGGAUUUGUGCGUUGGUACUCCGGUACUAAACCCGAUGGCAGUGAUUCUGUAUCUAAACAAGUGGUUGACGCACAGUACUGGUCAGAGAUGAGAGUUUUAAUUCUUGUUGUAUCAGAGACUCAAAAACACAUAAGCUCAUUAGAUGGAAUGAAAAUUACAGCCGAGACGUCGGAAUUAAUUAAGCAUCGCGUAGCGGUUUCAGUGCCUUCACGCGUAGAAAAAAUGUGUGCAGCUAUAAAGCAAAAAGAUUUUGCAACAUUCGCAGAAUUAACAAUGAAGGACAGUAAUGAGUUUCAUGCAGUAUGCCUUUCUGCAUAUCCACCAUGUAUUUAUUUAACUGAAACUUCAUACAGAAUCAUUGAAAUCAUUCAUUUUUAUAAUAAAAUGUGUGGUUCACCUAAAGUUGCAUACACCUUUGAUGCCGGUCCAAAUGCAUGCCUUUACCUACUUGAAGAUGAAGUGCCUAGAGUGUUAUCUUUGAUCAAUUAUUUCUUCCCAUCAUCAAAUAAAGAUUUUGUAAAAGGUUUGCCCUGCCCAACAUUGGAGAAUGUAGAUUUCUUGAAAAAUUCAGAAAAAGACCCUAUCGGCAACGAUCUACUAAAAUAUGUUAUUUACACAAAAUUGGGUGAUGGUCCAAUAAUUUUGAAUGAUGGUGAUCACCUAUUAAAUGAGUGUGGAGAACCAAUGUAGUCGUAAUAUAUGUAGAAGUAAUACUAUCACGUUUUUAUUAUUUAUUUAUGGAUGUAGGUACAAUUUAUAGACAAUGGUAUAAUGAAUGGGAAAUAAUUGUGUAUAUGAAUAUUGUUUUUUUAUUGGGAUUGGUGAUUUGUAAUCACGUUUUUAAUCAGUAUUUUAAUUUGAAUAUAUUUUUAUACAUA
Messenger RNA from Zerene cesonia (dogface butterfly), 1477 nucleotides. RefSeq names its product diphosphomevalonate decarboxylase (gene Mvd). Lineage: Eukaryota; Metazoa; Arthropoda; Insecta; Lepidoptera; Pieridae. The record is from RefSeq and is a predicted model, not a curated record. Gene Ontology annotation, molecular function: diphosphomevalonate decarboxylase activity; ATP binding. Bases 132 to 1289 code for a protein of 385 amino acids. The transcript has a single exon. Gene Ontology annotation, biological process: isoprenoid biosynthetic process; isopentenyl diphosphate biosynthetic process, mevalonate pathway. Gene Ontology annotation, cellular component: cytosol.